GUACUAACUCGCAAGGCGCAGCAGCGGCGGGCACAGAGCCCAAGUACACGCAUCACACACACGCAAGAUGGUUUCGACACGCACGUUAGCUCGACGGUUUACCUCUACUCACCUAUACCAUUUUGCCCGGCGGCCCCUACCCUCACAAGCCGUAGAGCCCAGGCGCGCCGCCUGAAGUUGUGCAUACCGUGCUACUCGUGUAUGCGAACACGCACAUAUGGUGACCCCCGUAGGCCCCUCCAGCUCGCCCUGCACGGUGCCGCGCGCCGUGUUCUCGCACCAGCCGUGCAGCCCCAGCCGCUGCGCCUCCGCCUGCGUGUACAUGCGGAAGAAAACCUGGGGCACAGGAGGGGCCAAGACUCCGCGAAAUGGGCGGGGCGGGCGGACUGCACAUGCACAGGCCAAGGACCUGUACAGUCAGCUGGUGGAGGAGGUACGGCGGCAGUACGGCGCGCCGGAGCGCGUCAAAGACGGCGUGUUCGGCGCGAAGAUGGACAUGGCACUGCUGAACGACGUAGUGGACCUAUGUAGUGGACAGCAACGACCCAGAUGCGUAGUGCAGGUGUUAUGAAGAUGUCGACAUGUCGUGACUCGUGAGGAUGGGGGAUUGCGGGAAGUGCGGCAUACCGUAAACAAGCUGCAAGCAUGUGACCGAGGGAAGCGUUGCGUGCGGGGUGGGGUUCAUUCCAUGAGGCGGGGGCGGGGGCUGCGGAUGUGGUGAGUGGCGAGGAGUGGGGCCUUGAAGGCCGGCGCAAGGGAGCGUGAUGAGUCAUGAGUGAGCAGAGCGGGGGCUGACAGCUGCGCAAGCGAGGAAGCGGCACGCAGGGAAGAGCCGAAGAGGCAAGGCGUGCGGUUGUUGGGCAUGACGUGCUUCGGAUGGAGGAGAGUCGGAGCCACCUGGCCAGGGGUAGUCCUUCAUGGAGCAGAGUGAAGAGUGUGGAGUGGGUGUCAACGUGUCGUGCCAACUAAUGCGCAUGACAACGAACUGAUGGCAGCAGCGGCAGCAGUGCAUGUGCUUUGGGAUGCAGGGCGUUUCCUCCGGCCUUUGCGGUUUAAACGUGUUUGAACGCUUGUUCCAUGGGCCUUGCACAACGCUUUGCGGCAUGUGCAGUGGCCUGAAACAUAAGACACCUGGAAAUGCCACCAUGCAGCGUUCAGCAUUUGAACCAAUGGGCUGGCCCAGGUGGGCAGGGCGCUGAACAGGGUCCCGGGCUGGUGCGGGGCAGCGGCGAAGGGGCGGCAUUCCUAACACACGCUGGCUGGUGGCGCCCUUGCCGAGUGAGAGCUGCACGCUGUGAAAACUCUAUGCUGUACAUGGUGCUGCACUGAAAUGUACAUAUGCUAUCUCACAAUCUUAUCACAAUUUCAUAUGGUUGGUGACGGGGUGUGCGUGCUAGACAUCCUAAGAUGUUAGUUUUGCUGCAAGUGCCACCCAGUCGUCGCGCACAGCUCUGCACAGUGUGCAAAGAAGUCGAUGUUGCGCUGAAUGUAAUAGCGUCGAGCG
Molecule: messenger RNA, 1504 nt
Organism: Chlamydomonas reinhardtii
Lineage: Eukaryota; Viridiplantae; Chlorophyta; Chlorophyceae; Chlamydomonadales; Chlamydomonadaceae
Exons: 3
Coding region: 218-571 (117 amino acids)
Cellular component (GO): cytoplasm
Molecular function (GO): D-aminoacyl-tRNA deacylase activity
Source: RefSeq, a predicted model, not a curated record